Rangifer tarandus platyrhynchus (Svalbard reindeer) is the source of this 2304-nucleotide messenger RNA. The record is from the annotation of a GenBank genome assembly. Lineage: Eukaryota; Metazoa; Chordata; Mammalia; Artiodactyla; Cervidae.
AUGGCCACAUAUCUGGAGUUCAUUCAGCAGAAUGAAGAACGCGAUGGCGUGCGUUUUAGUUGGAAUGUGUGGCCUUCCAGCAGACUUGAGGCUACAAGAAUGGUUGUUCCCCUGGCUUGUCUUCUCACUCCUUUAAAAGAACGUCCAGACCUGCCGCCCGUACAGUAUGAACCUGUGCUCUGCAGCAGGCCAACUUGCAAAGCCAUUCUCAAUCCACUUUGUCAGGUUGAUUAUCGAGCAAAGCUUUGGGCCUGUAAUUUCUGUUUCCAGAGAAAUCAGUUUCCUCCAGCUUACGCAGGCAUAUCAGAGGUGAACCAGCCUGCUGAAUUGAUGCCCCAGUUUUCUACAAUUGAGUACGUGAUACAGCGAGGUGCCCCAUCCCCUCUGAUCUUCCUGUAUGUGGUGGACACGUGUCUGGAGGAAGAUGACCUCCAAGCGCUCAAGGAGUCCUUGCAGAUGUCCCUGAGCCUCCUCCCUCCGGACGCACUGGUGGGUUUGAUCACGUUUGGGAGGAUGGUACAGGUUCACGAACUCAGCUGCGAGGGGAUCUCCAAGAGUUACGUCUUCCGGGGAACGAAGGACCUCACUGCCAAGCAGAUCCAGGACAUGCUGGGCCUGACCAAGCCUGCGAUGCCCGUGCAGCCAGCGCGCCCGGCUCAGCCGCAGGAGCGCCCGUCCGUGUCCAGCAGGUUUCUGCAGCCCAUUCACAAGAUUGACAUGAACCUCACUGAUCUCCUUGGGGAACUACAGAGGGACCCGUGGCCUGUACCUCAGGGGAAGAGGCCUUUGCGAUCCACUGGUGUUGCCUUGUCCAUUGCUGUUGGCCUGUUGGAGGGCACUUUUCCAAACACGGGAGCCAGGAUCAUGCUGUUCACUGGGGGACCCCCCACUCAGGGACCUGGCAUGGUGGUUGGAGAUGAAUUAAAGGUUCCUAUUCGUUCCUGGCAUGACAUUGAGAAAGACAAUGCCCGCUUCAUGAAAAAGGCAACCAAGCACUAUGAGAUGCUUGCGAACCGCACUGCUGCAAACGGUCACUGCAUUGAUAUUUACGCCUGUGCCCUUGAUCAGACUGGACUCCUGGAGAUGAAGUGUUGCCCAAAUCUUACUGGAGGCUACAUGGUGAUGGGAGAUUCUUUCAACACUUCUCUCUUCAAGCAGACAUUCCAAAGAAUUUUUAGUAAAGAUUUUAAUGGAAAUUUCCGAAUGGCAUUUGGUGCUACUUUGGAAGUAAAGACCUCAAGGGAGCUGAAGGUUGCGGGAGCCAUCGGACCCUGUGUGUCUCUGAAUGUGAAAGGACCAUGUGUGUCAGAAAAUGAACUUGGUGUUGGUGGCACGAGCCAGUGGAAAAUCUGCGGCCUUGAUCCCACGACGACGCUUGGCAUCUACUUUGAAGUAGUCAACCAGCACAACGCCCCGAUCCCGCAAGGAGGCCGAGGCGCCAUCCAGUUCGUCACGCACUACCAGCACUCCAGCACCCAGCGGCGCAUCCGUGUGACCACCGUUGCCCGCAAUUGGGCAGACGUGCAGAGCCAGCUGAAGCACAUUGAAGCGGCGUUUGACCAGGAGGCGGCGGCAGUGCUGAUGGCGCGGCUGGGGGUGUUCCGAGCUGAGUCGGAGGAGGGGCCGGACGUGCUCCGGUGGCUGGACCGACAGCUCAUCCGGCUGUGUCAGAAGUUUGGACAGUAUAACAAAGAAGACCCUGUGUCAUUUAGGUUAUCAGAUUCCUUCUCUCUAUACCCUCAGUUCAUGUUCCAUCUUAGAAGGUCUCCAUUCCUUCAAGUCUUCAACAACAGCCCUGAUGAGUCUUCGUAUUAUCGGCACCACUUUGCCCGGCAGGACCUCACCCAGUCCCUCAUCAUGAUCCAGCCCAUCCUGUAUUCCUACUCCUUCCACGGGCCCCCAGAGCCCGUGCUCCUGGACAGCAGCAGCAUUCUUGCUGACAGAAUUCUACUCAUGGACACUUUCUUCCAAAUCGUCAUUUAUCUUGGUGAGACCAUCGCCCAGUGGCGGAAGGCAGGCUACCAGGACAUGCCCGAGUAUGAAAACUUCAAGCACCUCCUACAGGCACCUCUGGAUGACGCACAGGAGAUCCUGCAGGCGCGGUUCCCGAUGCCGCGGUACAUCCACACGGAGCAUGGGGGCAGCCAGGCUCGAUUUCUUUUGUCCAAAGUGAAUCCGUCUCAGACACACAAUAACCUGUAUGCUUGGGGACAGGAAACGGGAGCGCCCAUCCUCACUGAUGACGUUAGCCUGCAGGUGUUCAUGGACCAUCUGAAGAAGCUGGCUGUCUCCAGUGCUUGUUGA